Drosophila miranda is the source of this 984-nucleotide messenger RNA. Its product is annotated as vicilin-like seed storage protein At2g18540. The coding region runs from base 1 to 984 and encodes 327 amino acids. The record is from RefSeq and is a predicted model, not a curated record. The transcript is spliced from 3 exons. NCBI's taxonomy places the organism in Eukaryota, Metazoa, Arthropoda, Insecta, Diptera, Drosophilidae.
AUGGGCGAUACGCAAACUCGGCGGCAGGCGUACCAGGUCGAACGCGAGGAGCGAAGGGCGAGUAGGAGUAAGUCCCCGGAGCUACAGUUAUUGGCCUCACCGCUAGUGUCAACCGCGGGAUCUAUGGGACCGACGGUGUCCCUGGUGGUAUCGCCGGGGUACACCGAGGCGGAAAGUGACCUGGAGUUGCAAGCGCGAGGAGCCCCGGACCAGCAGACUCGAGGAGCCCCGCACCAGCAAGCGCGAGGAGCCCCGGACCAGCAGACGCGAGGAGCCCCGCACCAGCAAGCGCGAGCAGCCUCACACCGGCAAGCGCGAGGAGCUCCGGACCAGCAAGCCGCGAGAAUCCCCACGUCAGCAACCCGCGAGGAGCGGUCUGAGGGAGGAAGGAAUGGGCGCACGGAGACUCGGAAGGAGGAGCCCAGUGAGCGGGCAUCGAAGCGGGCGUCCACGCGUUCGACGCGUGCGGCCAAGGGAGAGGAGUCGUCGGCACGCACAAGGGGAAGAUCGACAGCGCGGCGAGGGGACCAGCGGCCGACAAGCCCACAGGUCGAGGAGCCGCAGCCAACGCCGACCGAAAACGCGGUCAAAGAGCCGCAGACAACGCAGGCCGAAAACGCGGUCAAAGAGCCGCAGGCAACGCAGGCCGACAUCGCGAAAAACAACGCGGCCGCUGAGGCGCGAUGCCUCGCGGAAUGGCACCGGCGGAUUGCGCUGGCCGCGGCGAAGGAGGAGCGGAGGCAACGGCGUGUAUGGGAGGACGCCCUGGCGCUGGCCAAGAGGCUGAAGGCCACGCAGGAGGCUGAAAAGGCGGCGCAAGAAGCGGAGGCGGAGCGCCACAAACGGGAAGUCGCGCACCAGUGGCGGUUCCGAGGAGGAGCCGCGGCCGCAGGCCCCACCGUCACCGGGGCAGAGGAAGAGCUGUCCCAGCGUCGGCCGCCGGCUGACAACGCGCACGGCCAAGGGGAGCAUCAGCAGCAGUAG